Molecule: messenger RNA, 3857 nt
Organism: Sardina pilchardus (European sardine)
Lineage: Eukaryota; Metazoa; Chordata; Actinopteri; Clupeiformes; Clupeidae
Gene: tcea3
Product: transcription elongation factor A (SII), 3
Exons: 25
Coding region: 161-2410 (749 amino acids)
Biological process (GO): transcription elongation by RNA polymerase II; DNA-templated transcription
Cellular component (GO): nucleus
Molecular function (GO): nucleic acid binding; zinc ion binding
Source: RefSeq, a predicted model, not a curated record
GCUGCCGAGGGUCCGCCCCCUGGUUCGAGGCACGGUGCAGUCACAAACAGCGUGGGAUCAAUACUUCGUACAUUUCGUGUGUUUUUCUUGUUUUAAUGUCGAUAAAUUCAAGUGAAAUUAACUUAUCUACACAUUUUCCAUUAUAUCCAACGCCUCAUACAUGUCACCAAUUAUGGCUCGAGAGGAGGACCUAGUUCGGAUUGCCAAAAAACUGGACAAGAUGGUGUCUAGAAAUAACACGGACGGAGCCUUGGACCUGCUAAAAGAGCUGCAAAACUUCAACAUGACCCUGAAACUGUUGCAGGAAACAAGAAUUGGCAUGUCUGUGAAUGGAAUCAGGAAGCACUGUACUGAUGAGGAAGUUAUUGCACUUGCAAAAAUCCUCAUCAAGAAUUGGAAGAGACUUCUAGAAUCUGCCCAGAAUGAAAAGGCUGAAAAGUCAGAGUCAAUAAAAAAUGGAACAGAGGUCAGCAAAACACCAGGAAGCCCCGUCAGGAGCUCGUCCGAGGAGGAAUUUGGCCAUAGGGGGCCUAACGCAGACUUGAAACCAGAUUCAGACUUGCUGAAGAAGCACGUUGACAGGAAUAAGAAGGACAAACAUGAGGACGAUCAGCAGAAACCCAAACGGCUGUCGGUCGAUGAGGGCAAAGCGCGACCUCCGGAGGUGCCCAAGAAGGAGGCAGAAAGAAAGGACGUCCUGAAAAACGGCGUUCUCCACUCCGCGCAUCCUCUUCCGCCCACUCCGCCUCCUCCGCCCCAAAACCGACGUCUGGAGAUGAUGAGAGAGAGCAAAACACUCAUGGAUGAACUGUUUCCACCACCGCCUCCGAUUCAUAUUCCCAGACGGCCGUCAGCUGAGUCAAGGAGAGAGAGAGAGAGGAAAGCUCUGAACGAGACCACAUCAUCAUCUACAGCAAAUCCUGCGCAGCCUCUCAGAAGAGCAUCUGUAGAUAUGAAGAAGGACAGGUCAGAGUCAGGCGACACACACGUGUUCCUACAAGACAAUGGAAACUCACACCACCCAACUCCAGCCCGACGACCGUCUGUGGAGGUUAAGAAGGAGAGAAAAAAAGAACACAAUCCAGCCCCUCUUCGUCAGCACUCUCCCCCUCCUUUCAAGCGCCCUUCAACAGAGAUGAAGAAGGAAAGAAAAGAACCGCCGGACCCCAAUGCUCCUUUCGCCCCUCUCCCUUUCCACCUCCACCCCCCAGCGGUGAAAAAAGAAAGAAAAGAACCACCAGACCCCAACGCACCCUUUGCCCCUCUGGCCCUCCACCUUCACCCUCCUCCCAUGAAGAAAGUGAGAAAAGAACCCGACCCAGACACCCCUCUUCCUCCUCUUCCUCUUCACCCCCAUCCUACAAAGCACCACGCGGAGGACGUUAAGAAAGACAGAACACAUUCUAGAAAAGACUCAACAGACUCCAAGCACCAUGCUCAGAAACAGUCGUCUGGUCACUCAAAGAAAGACAGAAAAGACUCGGGGGACAAUAAACCUCACAAAAAGCCCACUGUGGAAAUCAAAAAAGACAGGAAAGACUCAACAGAUUCCAAACACCAGCCCACUAAGAGGCCGAGCCUGGAUGGAAAGAAAGAAAGGAGGGAGUCCUCUGAAGCUAAAUCAGGUCAUCAUGUCAAACGACAGCUGAGCGACUCCAAACCUGAAAGGAGAGACUCUACCAGCUCGAAAUCUGGAAGUUCACCGUCGGCUAAGAAACACACGGGAGAGAGGAGAGAGUCACAUGGCUCCAAGUUGGCUCAUCUCGGAACAUUACAGAGGAAAGCUUCCACUGAUAGCCUGGAUGGACGCAAGGGGAAACCGGACACCCCUAAAAGCCCCACCACCCCCACGAGCCCCAUGUCACCGUCCUUCAGCUCCCCAGGGGGUCCACUGUCCCCUCGGCUGCUCACUGGGGACUCCGUCCGGGACAAGUGCAUCGAGAUGCUGACAGCUGCCUUACGCACAGAUGAUGACUAUAAAGACUAUGGAACUAACUGCGAUUCCAUGGCUGCAGAAAUCGAAGACCAUGUCUAUAAGGAGUUUAGGGCCACAGAUAUGAAGUACAAGAACAGGGUACGCAGCCGCAUCAGUAACCUGAAAGACCCGAAGAACCCCAACCUGCGCAAGAACGUUCUGGCAGGUUCCAUCGAGCUGCUUCGGUUUGCCACCAUGAGUGCUGAGGAGAUGGCCAGCGAUGAGCUGAAGGAGCUGAGGAACGUCCUGACCCAGGAGGCUAUCCGUGAGCACCAGAUGGCCAAGACCAGCGGCACCACCACAGACCUGCUCCAGUGCGGCAAGUGCAGAAAGAAGAACUGCACCUACAACCAGGUCCAGACACGCAGUGCUGAUGAGCCUAUGACCACCUUUGUGCUGUGCAACGAGUGCGGAAACCGCUGGAAGUUUUGCUGAUUGAUUGCUGAUUGGACAACUCCCAAGAGCCCAGUCAAGAGCCCCUUCUUAAAGAAGAGAGGACCUACGUCAGUUAAAAAAGUCUUUUGCCAUAUUACCUUCUGCUUGAUAUUUGUACAUGACAUUUUGAGAUUCUUCAUUUAUUACUUAUCAUUUUAAUGGUGAUGAUCACGUUUUUACAUUCAGGGGAAGUUGUGUAACUUUCUAAAUUGCUGGAUUUGAUAAUUUAUCUUUUAUGAAAUUGGGUUGAUUUUCAGUGUAUUUUUCAAUGUCACGAGCGUCAAUGAGGGGAAAUUGUGAGUAGUUUCAGUUAAGAUUCUACUGUAUGAAUACUGUAGAAUCAAUUAGAUCAUUUUACAUUUUGAAAAGAUACCUACCCAUGGGGAAAAACAGAUUCUGGUUACCAUAGUAACUGAUCCCAAUUAUCUUAAUGGCAUAUCAUUUGUAACACACCUUUAACUUCAUGCACCCUUCAAUUUAUUCUAUUCAUUCUAUAUUUGUCACAGCAAUUUCCUGUGUACUAGCUGCAUUGUGUAUUAAGCGAAGGACAGUGUUUUACUGUAACCACAUAGCUGAAGAAUUUUUGCAAAAUCACACACACACUCACUCACACACACACACACACACACACACACACACACACACACACACACACACACACACACACACACACACACACAGAUACAUAGUAUAGGAUACAACACUUUAAAUCCACAUCUUUGUGUUGUUGUCUUGUACUACCAGCUGAGCUACACAAGUGGCACCACAAAUACAAACCAAUCAUCCAAAUGCCGUGAACUACAGUAGUCCUCAUGGUAACCAGAAUGGUCUCCCCUUGGGUGAAGGCUGUGGGAUGUUGAUGUCUGUGGGUACAGACGGGACAGCGAGAAGAGCAAUGUCUACUCAGACAAACAUUAGAGCUAAUGAAGUACAGUAGAUACAGUAGCAGCAUUCUAUAGACAUUGGUCCUAACAACACGUGUAGGCUACACCUUGUGUGCAGCAUUCUAUAGACAUUGGUCCUAACAACACGUGUAGGCUACACCUUGUGUGCAGCAUUCUAUAGACAUGGGUUCUAACACAUGUGUACACAUGUGUUGAUAGUUUUCAUCUGACUCUGUACAAGAUUUAGAUUUUAUAUGACUUCAUGUCAUACUCAUUUCUGGGUAAGAACCGGUGCACAUUACCAUUGGUAUUAAUUUAAAAGGUAUUUAGUGGAGAUAUUGUUUUCAGGUAGUACAGUAAGUAGACUAGUACAUGCAAUUCAUUGGCAGCUUUACCUAGUACUUAAAUAUGAACAAGACUGAUGGGAAUGUGGAUUAGACAUGCAGGAAGGCUUGCAGCAGAACAAAAUGUUUUUUUUUAAAACGGUGUUGACAACCAACACUGUAAUCAUUUGUAUAUAGGCCAGAUCAAAAUUAAAGUGAUUCUACAUACAGUGACCUGUU